Kockovaella imperatae is the source of this 1979-nucleotide messenger RNA. RefSeq lists its product as hypothetical. The transcript has 2 exons. The record is from RefSeq and is a predicted model, not a curated record. NCBI's taxonomy places the organism in Eukaryota, Fungi, Basidiomycota, Tremellomycetes, Tremellales, Cuniculitremaceae. The coding region runs from base 78 to 1808 and encodes 576 amino acids.
AUUCCCUCAACCUGCUUGGAUGGUCAGUUGACUCCUUUGUCGAGUCUUGUUCGCGGCCAAUAUCGGUUGCAUCGCUCAUGUGUUGGGUUGCAGGACCUCGUUCUACCCUUGUGGUCGAAGGCGUGCACUACAACGGAGAUCUUCCGUGCGUAUCCCGGCAAGCUAGCAAAUGCCGAGCGCUUCUUAGGUCGUUCGAGGAAAUCUUUUCGGCUCAAUUGACUGCUUUGGACUCAGCAGACUGGCAAAAGGUAGAGGCGGGACUCGUACAGGUCGAGUCUCUGCGUCAAUCGGACGUCAGCGGAGAGAAUCAUAAGGCACUCGACCAGCUUGAAGACCUGAUCACUGAGCCGCUUCCAGUACCAGGUACAAAUGGACUCAGCGUCGAAAUCACGGCCUAUGAGAUCGGACAGCAUGCCCCUGUUGAGGCUCCUAUGGCGCCAGCGGAAGCCAUCGACGCAGCAGAUAUCGACAGACACAUCGAUCAGUUCGGCGGCUUACUUCAGCUUCCCCCUCCGAUCCCAGUUGUCGUUAAUCAACCCCUGGGGGACGCACUCACAAAGGCAACAACGGACACUCUGAUGGUGUCGCAGGACAACGCUGAAGAUCCAAGCGUCGAAACACACGUACCAGAGGCGCUGCCUAGGUUGACGACUCCAGGCUGCGAGGUGGAAUCCAUGGACGUGGACAUCGCAUCAUUGGUGCAGUCUUUGGAUACGGUUGACCUAAAGCCUGCGAUUCAGCGGACAGAUCAACAAUGCUGGACGGAUCUUUCACCUGAGUCUCUCGACUCAAUCUUUGAUGCCUUGCAACGUCGGUGCAAUCCGGAAUAUGUGGCAGCUCGCGAAGAUAUUGCAGAAGGAGACCUGCCGUCUGAUGAGGCUCUCGCUGGAUACCUGAGAGAUUUCACCAACUUGGAUUCUGAUAUCCAAGAGAUACUUCGUCCUUCGAUCCCAAAUCGCGAGGCACAUCGGCAGUCACGAAUGGACCCAGGAACAGGAGGCAGGUCUAGAGAACGUCGUCAUAGAAAUUCCUCAAAGAGGGCUGCACCGGAUCAAGAUGGGCGAUGGGGAACGCCAUACACAGAACGUGGACACCGAGAGCAUUAUUCGCACCGCGCUAUGCGAAUCAACGCUCUGGGCCGACGCGUAUGGGACCCUGCGCCGGGAAUAGAUCUCAAACCUCGCACGCGAAUGAAGCAAGAGCAGUCGCUUCAUACGCGGGUCAAAGAGGAGCAAGACCGUCUCAUGCCUUCUACGGGAGCCUCUCAUAGCAUGGAUCGUUCUCAACCUCCCUCAUGUAGACACUAUUCUCGACCGAGACCUACGCUCUCGACUAUAGAUAACCAUCUCCGAGAAGCGCCGAGCUCUCACAUCAAUGGAGCCUGUAGCGGCGACUUCAACUCCGAGACCAAAAAUACCACGGGGAAAUGCUCUCGAUCUACAAUCGGGAACGAUAUAGAGGAGUGCAACAUCAAGGGCCCAACAGCCAGUCUUCGACCGAAUUCAGACAAGGGGAAAUCGGUCGUCAAAACUUCGUUCUCGCCGUCAAUGUCAGCCGCUCAGCGCAAACGAUCCAUGGUCUCCUCUCCAUUGUCUGGACGAUCGACGGAACACGCCUUCUACGGUCUCAGCCAGUCUAAUUCGCCGGCAGCACCAGAAACCAUGCUACCUGGCGGAGCCGCUUUCCCACUGGUGCAGGACUCAGAGGUCCUGAUUGCUCCUCGUUGGGGUUAUCACAGAAGUUUCCACUCGUCAGUGAAUCGACUUGGCUCGCGCAAGAGGAGACGCUGCUCCAUUCGAGACGCAUGACCCCAGUGCAAACGUUUCUGAGUCAUUUGGCGAAGCAUGUAUCUCUUUCGCUCCCCGCCAUUUCAGCAAAGCUGGAUUAUGCGCACAAUGUAGCUGAGCAUGUCAUUCGGAACACAUAGUGGCAGAGGAGAGUCAGGUCCCAGGUCUAUGUAUUGGCUACAGAACUCUGCC